AACCGAGAGUACUUGGACAAAUGCUGACAAACAUUUACUCAUUCGUCCGUACUCUGUGGGGAAAGUCGUGAGAACACUUACUCUGGCCAAGGUUUCAUUUUUGUUUCAGAAAUCAAGAUGAAUGGCUUUCUCGCAAUCGUAUUCUUACUCGGCCUUGUGUGUCAAAGUUCAACAAAACAAAUCCCCGGGGACAAUUUCCCAGGUUUUUCUGGCGAAGGAUCCGGGGAAGUUGAAGAUGCUGUAACUGAAAGACUUUCACUGACAACAGCAGUUAAGAUAUUGAAUGAAGAUAACAAUAUAGAUGACACCAUACCGUCUACGUCAGCUGCGGAUGACGAAAUACUUAUCGAUGAGACGACGACGACUGUCAGGCAUGAUCCUAGUGUCGACGUCGCUGUCACACCCACCAAGUCUGGUGACGUCACGCCAAAUCAGGAAGCCAUUAUUGUACUGAUAGUGGUCGUCAGUGUCCUAUUCUUCUGCAUUGUUGUCCUGGUGGUGGUCGUCCUUCUAAGGAAACGUAGCACUGGCACACCAAAGAUGGUAACUAUUUACCGAAAAUUUUAGCAAGAGGCUGUUCAAAGCACUUUACCCAAAGUGUUUGGACGUAUCAGGGAUCACGAGCUGUAUAUAGUGUAGCGACAUUCUAAUACACGAAUCGGGCAUCAGCGGACAGGACAUCCGGAAUUCUACAUUUAAAAAUUGGACAAGGUUAAACAAUGUGAUGUGGGUCUUUGAUUAUUCAUUUUUGUAAUUUAUUACUUAAUCAAUUAAUCAAUUAUGCUAUAAUGCCGAGAGCUAUACAUUGUUUGUCACGAAAAUUCAUUAAAAUUAAAAUGUCACCCCAAGUAUAGUGAUACGUAAUUUAAAAAAAUCAUAAAAGAGAAACUUAAUGUUAUGGAUGAUAGUAAUGGAAAUACCACAAAUUAUGUAAGUUUUGGUAAUUUAUGGAAAUGUACAACAGCAUAUUCUGGUUUUCAGUCGAGCAUAAGUACUGUUUUGUCGACGAUGUAACAUAUUUAAACAAGUAGGGAUGUGAUUUAAAAUAGGUGAUACAUAUUUAAUAUGUACCUAAAUCAGACUUAACAGCUUGUCAUGUCAUUGAAAAAUUCAUGUCAUUGAGCACCUUUUGUUAAUUCAUCAAUUCAUUUGUCAUCUAACAAAUACCUUGUGACCUUAACAAGAUAAUUAUUUUGUUACGCUAAGCAGGGUUAGGGUAACUGUGCACACGUUAUCGAAUUAAUUUAAUCUUGCUUGUAACAAGCAAUUUCAUUGGCGUAAACAAUUAUUUCAUAUUAUCAUCUCAUUAUGUAAAAAUGGGGUCACUUUUUGUAACGCCGUCCACAAUUGGAUGUUACAGCGGUGCGAUAAUUUCUAAGAGAAAUAAUUCAUCAAUAAAAGUUGGUUCUCAAAGGUUUUUGUCACUAGAUAAAAUUAUAAGAAUGUACUUGAAUUAUUAUUUUCUUUUACGUUAUGGAGUCAUAACACAAACAUCCGGAGUGCAUUUUUUUCUUUCCGUUUUGGCCUGAGGGAUAUGGCUCGUUAACAUGAAAAUAUUCUAGUUGAUUAUCAAAUAAUCCUUUACAUCUAUUUUUGUUUUUGUAAUUAUUGCAUUGUGUAUAGUUUUAAUAAAUCACCAAUUAGUUUUUUGAUUAUUUUUUUUAAUUUGAUCAUUAAUUUAUAAACUUUGAAGUCGCAUUAGAUAUAACAAAAUGCAUGCGAAUCUUUGUGACAAAUGAAGUCAAUUGUUAAACCUCUGUUAUUCCUCGUGAAUAAAUCAAUGUUAGAUAUAAUUUGA
This is a messenger RNA of Pecten maximus, 1798 nucleotides long. RefSeq lists its product as uncharacterized. The record is from RefSeq and is a predicted model, not a curated record. Lineage: Eukaryota; Metazoa; Mollusca; Bivalvia; Pectinida; Pectinidae. The transcript has 5 exons. Bases 118 to 567 code for a protein of 149 amino acids.